Chlamydomonas reinhardtii is the source of this 3143-nucleotide messenger RNA. RefSeq lists its product as uncharacterized. The record is from RefSeq and is a predicted model, not a curated record. The transcript is spliced from 9 exons. NCBI's taxonomy places the organism in Eukaryota, Viridiplantae, Chlorophyta, Chlorophyceae, Chlamydomonadales, Chlamydomonadaceae. The coding region runs from base 201 to 2129 and encodes 642 amino acids.
ACUGUGAUACUGCUGUUUGACCGGUUGCAAGAAUAUAGUCUAAAACACCUCACGGGCCCCCAGCAGCGUCGUGCUCAGUGUUUUUAGAUACAUCUAGUGCACGCGAAUACGAAUCAGAUCAAACCUGGCUGUGGAAACAGUGGAAGUUUGACACGUCGUCCCCUCACACGUUCGCGCAACACCGCGUUUGAGGAGAGAGGAUGGAAGCGCGCAGUCUUAGACUUAGGCGAGCCUUUGAGCAACCGCGCUUCGCUGGCGGAUGCCAGGGCUCAGCGCUGCAGCGCGCAGUGACGCGGCCACGCCUCGUGCCGGUAUUUGUGGCUUCUCGGGCCGGCAAGGCCACGGACGUGCCGCUCGCGGCCGAUCCCGACUCCCCCGCCCGCGACUCCCCCACCACCUCCACCUCCACCUCUACCAGCUCGGGCCCAGGCCGGGGCACCGCCGACUCGCCCCAGGAGCACGAGGUGGCGCCCGCCGGCUCUCGCGGCCCCAGCCUCAGCCCCGCCAAACCCGGCUUCGCGCGGGGCGGCCCCAGCAGCAGCGGCCCAGGUGGCAGCCCCACCGGCGCAGGCGGCCCUGGCGGCCCCGGCGGCAGCAGCCCCCCCGGUGGCGGCGUGGACGGGCUGCGGCUGCGGUACUGGCUUGUGCUGCUGGUGCAGUACGGCGGCAUCUACGGCACUGCGGCGGUGGUGCUGGGCGCGAUCACGGGCGUGCCGGCGUUCGGUCCGGGCGGUGUGCGGUGGGAGGCGGGGGACGUGGGUCUGGGGCUGGCGCUGAUGGCGCCCGCACUGGCGCUGGACGCGCUGGUGGGGCUGCCCGACUGGAGCACGCGGCGUGAGGAGGACGCCAAGCAGCUGGUGCGGCUGUUCGUGGACCCACAGGCGCUGGCAGCGGAGCGCAAAGCUCUGCAGGGCGCCAAGGGGUCUACGGGGGGCAGUGCCGCGGCGCGCAGUGACAGCGGCGGCGGCGCCAGCACUGCCGCUGAGGAGGAAUCCGCUGCGGCCGCGGUGGGCGAGGCCGCCCGACUGCUGGCGGCCACGGCGGCCGCGGCGGAGCUGUCAGCAGCGGAGGAGGAGGAGGCGGGGCGGGCGCACAGCGGCGCCGGCGCUAGCACCAGCGGCAGUAGCGGCAGCAGUGGCGGCAGUGGCAGUAGCACUGCCGAUGCGGAGCCCAGUCCGCUGUGGGCGGCCAUGCAGCGACUGCGCAUGGCGCUGGAGCUGAUGCAGGAGACGUCUGUGCGCAACAACCCCGGCGCCCGCCUGACUCCGCUCCAGGAGCUGGCGGUCAUCUGUGUGGCGGUGGCGGCGGACGAAAUGCUGUACCGCGCAGUGCUGCUCACACUGGCCGGCAGGUGGCUGCGCGACCGCUUCUACGAGGCGGGUGCGGACGACACCCUGGUGCUGGGCCUGCCGGGGGGCGGCGGCGGCGGGGUGUGGGAGGUGGAGACGGGCGCUGCAGCCAUGUGGACGGCGCUGUUCCUGGGCUGUGCGGCCGGGGUGGGCGUGUUCGCGGGCCGCGCCUGGCGUGAGGCCAGUCUGGCGGGGCGGCUGCAGGCGGUGCAGGCGGCGCAGCGGGAGGCGCUGGAGCAGCAGCUCAAGCGGCAGCGGCUGGGCACCCACAUGACGGCGGAGGAGGUGCGGCAGCGCCAGGAGCAGCAGGCGCGGAUAGAGGCGCUGCAAACCAACUUCGCCAGUAGUGUCGGUGUGCAAGGCGCGCUGGUGUGGCUGCUGGAGGGUGUCCGCGAGGUGUACCAGGUGGCGGCGGCGGGCGGCGCAUUCAUACUAACCGGCAACCUGGCGGCGCCGCUGGCGGGCGGGUUUGCGGCGCAGUGCCUCAUGAGCGCUUACCAGCGCCUGGGUCUGCGGCGGAGCAUGGAGCGGCGGGCCGAGGUGAUGCGGCGGCGCAAGGCGGCGGCCAAGGAGCGGGAGGUGCACCGGCUGCGGCAGGAGGCGGCGGCCAGGGAGCUGGCGGCGGAGGCGGACAAGAGGAAGGCGGAGGGGCACGGGGAGGGACAGGCGGAGGCGGAGGGGGCAGGAGAGGCAGGGGAUGUAGGAGGGCGGGAGCGGGAGUUGGAGAGGGUGGCGCGUGUGCGUGAGGAGCCGAGCGGUCACAAGAGCCAUGAGGGGUGAGGCGGGUAGGCGGGGGCGCCGCGCCGCGCGUGCCGCGUGUUUGGUGAGGCUGGAGAAUAAAACACAUGAUGGGACACAUAUCAGGGGCCGGGGGGGGGUGUUAAAGUUGUUCUGGCAGGCAAGGUUUCAGCUUUUUGUCCUGUGGGAGCAGGGGUGCGUGAGCAGCGUGCGCAACUCCGUGCUGCGUCGCCGGUUGGAGCAUUUGAGUUAUGCCCCCAUGCAUCAAUGCUCGCAAUCAACUAUAGUACGCAAGCACACAUACACAUACACAGCGAGAGAGCGAGAGCGAGGUGUCGUCAUUGCAACACUGGGCAAGGCAUACGGUACAGCAAUUUUGAUGAGCUUUUUAAUUCCGGGGGCGGCCCCAGUUCCCAACCAGGCAGGGUGCCGCCUGGCUGCGCAGUGUCUUAUUUUGAGGUUUUGCUCCUUGCUCCAAAGGCAGCGGUGUGUUUGGGCCCUGCGCUCCACGAGUGGGCUGGUGUGCAUUGCUACAUGCAGAUGUGUGUUGUGGUGUGGGUACCCGUGUGGAUGGCUGUGUGGCGGUAGCACCGGGGGCUGGUGGUGGCGGUGGUGAAUCAAGGGUGUGUGUGUGUGUGGUGGUGUGGAGUUUGGGGGGCCGCGGCUGGGGCUGUGGCACGGCCCAGGCCCCUAGCGCCAGCCCUGAGCAUCAGCGGUAAGUUGCGGUACUUGACGAGUCAGUGAGGCAAUCAACAAAGUGGAGUGGCAGUCAAGCAGCCUGGCCAAUCGCCGUUUCUUUUCUUGUUUGUGUGUUUGUUCUGAAGGUGUGACGCGAGCGGGCAUCUCCUGCGCAAGUGGUAGUGAGAGCGUCGGGUGUCGUGUGAUACAGGAGCAUGUGAUUGAAUGCAAGCAGAAGGAAUUUCGUUGACAGUUUGGCGCGGGGAUGUGUGGCAGUUGAGGGGCCCGGGCGUUUGCAUUGACUGACGGGGCCCGCUGAUGGUGGCAAUGAACGCGCCCCGGUCGUGUGUGUACAUGUGCUUGUAAACGAGUGUUGGU